Nymphalis io (European peacock) is the source of this 2673-nucleotide messenger RNA. RefSeq names its product solute carrier family 35 member G1. Gene Ontology annotation, cellular component: membrane. The coding region runs from base 201 to 1238 and encodes 345 amino acids. The record is from RefSeq and is a predicted model, not a curated record. NCBI's taxonomy places the organism in Eukaryota, Metazoa, Arthropoda, Insecta, Lepidoptera, Nymphalidae. The transcript has 2 exons.
CAUGAAAAUCUAUAGAGAUUGUCAAUAUAGUGAAAUAAUACGUUCUAUGUUCAUGGGUAUUUCCAACCUCAAUGUCUGAAUUAAAGUAUUAUGUUAAAUUGAAGUAGUGGUAUAUACUAACAACAAUGAAUCAUAAUAUCUAACGUUUUCCUUCCUCAGCCGCCUAGUAUCCUAAAUAUACAAGACAAAUACAUCGAAAUAUGCCGGAGCACUUGGAAUUGCAACAUCUUGUAGAUCUAUCGGUCGGGAGUGGCGACGAAUCAGUACCGAACUUAUUGGAGAAUAAGAGACCACUUAUUAAACGAUGUCCUUAUCUCGGUUUGAUACUUGCGACACUCUCAUCACUAUUUUUCUCACUAUGCUCAGUUAUUGUGAAGAGCUUGGUAAAUAUAGACCCCAUGCAACUUGCAAUGUUCCGGUUUAUAGGGGUUCUACUGCCAACAAUACCUAUUGUUAUAUAUACAGAACAACCGGUGUUCCCUCAAGGUAAACGUGUGCUGUUAAUUUUGCGAUCUAUUGUAGGCACGGUGGGACUAAUGUUAAGUUUUUAUGCAUUCAGGAAUAUGCCCCUCGCUGAUGCAUCUGUUAUUGUAUUUUCUGUGCCAGUUUUUGUGGCACUUUUUGCUAGAGUCUUUUUAAAAGAACCUUGUGGUAUUUGGAACACAAUAUCAAUAAUAUUAACACUGAUAGGUGUUAUCUUAAUAACACAUCCACCAUUUAUAUUUGGCAGCUACCAAAUAGAGACAAAUCAAAAUUAUAAUAGCUUGAGGGGUGCUAUUGCUGCAUUUGUUUCGACAAUAUUCGGCGCAAAUGCCUAUGUUUUACUCAGAGUUCUAAAAGGUUUGCACUUUUCUGUAAUUAUGACCAAUUUCGGUGCUAUUGCUAUAAUGCAGACAUUGUUUUAUUCUUUUAUUUUCGGUGCUUUAUGUAUGCCGAAUUGUGGAACUGAACGGUUCCUAGUUGUGUGCCUAGCCUUAUUCAGUUAUUUGGGACAGAUUUUGUUAACAAUGUCUUUACAAAUGGAACAGGCAGGACCAGUUGCUAUAGCUCGUUCUGCGGAUAUUGUUUUUGCUUUCUUAUGGCAGGUUAUGUUUUUUAACGAAAUACCAAGCAAGUUUUCUAUAUUAGGAGCUGUAUUAGUUCUGAGUUCAGUUAUGUUGGUAGGUUUACGAAAAUGGGCUUUAGCAUUGCCUGCUGAUUCACAAUUGAGAAGUAAGUUAGGAAUAUUGGCACAGUAAUUAACAAUAUUCUUUUAUAUGUAAAUGCAGCAUUUUUUAAACCUAUAUAAUGUUCACUUUGUAAAUUUUGGAAAUUGAAUGCUCUUGCAUGUCCAAGGGAAUCUUAAGGGUUCCCCUUUAAAGUAUAAUCAUUUCUGUGGGACCAAGUAUUUUCAAAAUCACUUUAUUUUAUUUGUUAUGCUUGGUCACACAGAUAUGGCCCUACCUUUCCUUUGGCCAUGCAUGCAUGUUUCAUUUGCUAUUGAAUUUAGUAAACCUGUAGAAACUACUUUUCAAUAUUGUUUUCAAUUUUAUCAUUACAGUUUACCAGUCUUAUAUCUGAUUCCAUAUACAUUAUUGAGAAAUAAUAAAUAUUGCUUGAUAGAUUAUUUGGACAUGUAUACUUAUAUAUUUACUUACAUGCUCACAUAUAAAGCAUGUGAAAAUAUUUUAUUAAUUCAGUAAAUUAAAUGUUUGACAAUAUAAAUGUGUGAUACUUCAUCUAUUGAAGUACAGCACCAAAUAAUUAAGACUGUUCAAAGUCUUGUGUUGUGUGUACUUGCCUCUAUAUCUCUUGUGUUGUGCUCCUUAUAAGCUUUAAAUAUUAAUUUGUUAAAGUAAUUGCAAAUCUAUCUCAUAUGUAAGUUUAUCACAGUGUUAUUUAUAUACAUAUUACCUUUGUAUUCUUCCUAUUUAGAUGGUAAAUUCUAAUCUUAAAUGUAUUAUUAGUUGUAACAUUUACAAUAUUGAGCUGUUUGUAAGAUCACAUAAGAUCUGUAUCAAAUAUUAUUUUACAUCCUGCAAUUGCUUCUAGUCAUUUGUUUUUAUAUAGGAGUUAGUCUCUAAGUGAUAAAUAAUAGAAAUACUUAAGUCACAGUUACGUAAUAGAAGUUAAAUUGACGUUAAAAGGUUUUAUCAUUGCUGCAAGCACUAGCUAUCAGUGAUAAGUUAAAUGCAUGAAAUAUUUCUUGCAAAUGACACUCAGUAACCAAAGUAAUCACUUUAAAUAGUAUUUAGUAUUUGCUCAGAAAAAACUUAACUUUAUCCCCUUGGAAACUAAAUCCCGUCUAAGCUUUAAAACAGCUAUGCUGUUAACAAAAUCAUUAUUUAUUUAAAAAAAAUCUUAAACACAUCUCUUCAAAUAAAAGGCGAUUUGAAACCAAACAUCAUCAUAUCGUAGGUUAUUUGUACAAAUAAAAAAUAACCGAUCACUUUCUUUCAAUAAAUAUAAUCCUAUGAAAUUAGUAUAACACAUUAUGUCCUACAUUUUUGCUGAAUGUAGGUACUUGUGAUACUAUUAAUAAUUUAAUUGUAUUUGUUUAAUUGCAACACCAUAUCAUUCUAGUCAUUAAUUAUAAUAAUAAUUAUUAUUAUUGUAUGAAACUGUUUUUCUUAUAUAUUAACAAUUAUUGUGAUAAACCUUUAGCCAGGAAAAUACUAUGUAUCCAUGCUUAUU